GAGUGCACUAGGACUGGCACGCGGAAUCAUUGAGGCUGGAGGCGGGUUCCGGUCGGACUGUAAACAGUGAGACACUCAGCGCUGCUGUCCCGCUCGGCGAUGUGGCGGCUGCUGGGCUCCGUGCUGCCGCUGCUCCGGCUGUACCUGCUCGGUGUGAGAGUUCUGCUGGACCAGCUGCUCCGCAGGGCCUUCAGUCCCCCAGUUUUGCCCAGACAGAAUGGAAGGGUUGCCAUAGUGACGGGAGGAGCCAGAGGAAUAGGCUAUGAAACUUCUCGACACCUGGCGAGCCUGGGCACGCAUGUGGUCAUUGCUGGAAAUGAGGAGGAGGAGGGUCUCACUGCGGUGAAGAAAAUCCAGAAGGAGAGCGGACACAGGAAAGUGGAGUUCAUGUACCUGGACUUGGCCUCCUUGAAGUCCGUGCGACGGUUUGUGCAGAGAUUUAAAGCCAGGGGCCUGCCUCUGCACACUCUCGUCAAUAACGCCGGUGUUAUGCUGGUCCCGGAAAGGAAGACCGAGGACGGAUUUGAGUUGCACUUCGGACUGAAUUAUUUGGGUCACUUCUUGUUGACCAACUUGCUGCUUGAUGUGCUGAGAGAGUCUGGGCAGAAUGGGAGGUGCUCCCGCGUCAUCACGGUGUCCUCAGCUACUCAUUAUGGAGGAAGACUUGACCUAAACGACCUGCAGGGCAGGUUGUGUUACUGUUCCCAUGGUGCGUACUCUCAGAGUAAACUGGCCCUGGUGCUUUUCACCUACCACCUGCAGGACCGGCUAUGGGCUCAAGGUGAUCCAGUAACGGCUAACGCUGUGGACCCUGGCAUGGUGGACACGGACUUGUACCAGAACCUGUGUUUUCCAGCUCAGCUGGCUAAAAAACCUGUGGCCAAACUACUCUUCAGGACUCCGGCUGAAGGAGCGUCCACGGCCAUUUACGCAGCCACCGCCUCUGAGCUGGAAGGGCUCGGCGGCCUGUACCUGUACAACGGCCAGAAGAAGCUCUCCUCGGCAAGCUCCUAUGACAAGCAGCUGCAGAAAAAGCUGUGGACCAAGAGCUGUGCGAUGGUGGGUCUUCACAAAGCCUGAGGAACAUCAGAACACCUUUGAUGAGAUGAGCAUUUGGGUCAUGGUUAUGAUGACUGAGGUUCAUGUGCUGGAAGUUUUAAUUUUUGCACUUUGUCUCAUACCUGGUCUAUGAUGUGAUAGUGGAAGGAGUUCUGACUUCUUCUUCCUUUGUAGCAAUCAAGUGGAGACUGAUUGAUUGAUUCUUCGGAGGUAAAUAUUUCUCAAAAAGGACAGGACGUAUACCGUUUCCAAGCCUAGUGUCGUGAUUCUGCACUAUGAGAACUUUUAUGUCAUUAACGCAAAGAACCAGAAUCAAUGCAAUAACAAGUUCUACUGAUUUGCCAAGCCGUGGCUUUUAAACUAGUGUAUUAAAAAAAAAAAAAAAACAAUCAACUUGACCAGCGGAUCAUGGUUAUGUACUGCCUCAAAAAAAAGAUGUCCAAGAUGGACGACGCUCUGCCUCUCUGUUUUCAUUUCCUCCCGCUUCGGGGAGAAAAAAAAAAUCUCGUCUUGUGCCGUCUUCAGUGGAUUCCCCUGUUCCAGUGUGGUCCUUUUUCUCUCUGCUAAAUCAAACAUGCUCGAACACUUGAUGAUGGAAACCAGCCGCGCUCAAUUGAAAACCUCGCAGAUGCACAGCCGGAAGCCUACAGCGGGGGAAACGGUUAUUUCAUAAAAGCUUCUUUUUUUUUUUUUUUUUUUCCACCCUGAAAUUCUGUGUAGCGUCUCGGUAGCUUUUCCCAUCGCAGAUGCCUCCUCGCCCGGCCCGACCUACUAAUUCCUACUAGGAUUAUGUUUUUCUUUCGUUCUUAUUGUUUUGUCUAUCUUUAGUGACUGUGACGUGUUAUAAAAAUGUGAUUGUCAUGUCUGAGCAAUUUACUAACAGCUCUAGUGUUCUGUUUCUCUUUUUUUUUCCAUCAUUUAGUCGUCUCAUAUCACAGAACUGGGCGAGAAGAAACGGUUGAGUUUUAUAAAUCGUGAAUACGGUCUUGGGAGUGUUUGAAUCGUAGCGAUAAAACACUCAAACAUGUCCUGAGGAAUACUUUGAAUCCAGGUGUUCUUGAGAAUUGACUUGAAUUAUUUUGGAUAAAUGAACGAUGAAUGAAGCCAUGGAAAGAAAUGAAUAGAAAAGACGACUUCUAGUUUUCUAGCUCCUUUGUGUAAAAUACGAGUGACUGGGAUGUGUGAACGCCUCCAAGUGCUGCUUCGCUCUGCAGAAAAUUUCACUUGUAUCCGUGUCAUGUUCCAGUGUUCAGUGUACGUGUGUGUAUUUCCGUGUAAGUGACCAAUGAGUUGAUCAAACAUGUGCUCAGAACAUAUCCUAUACCAGUAUUUCACGUGAACUCCUCCAUUCAAACGUUCCCUUUCUGGUUUUAACCAAUCAAGAGCCGGGUUCUCUUUGAUCCUAGCGUAUUGUACGAUCCGUGCGUGCUAAUCAGUCGGCGCCAUUUGGCUUUCAUCCCAAUCGCAAGGGUAAUUACAGGCGUAAUUGCAGCCCUAGUGUGAUUACUUCCUUGCUCCAAUUAAACCAGUCGGUUUAAUUGGAUAGCGAUAAGAAGGUAAGGAAUAGAUCUGUAACAAUAUUUAGGAUUGAUCAGAAACGCAGCUCAGACGGAGAUAAUUGCACGCACGCUCUUGAUUAUGAAAGGCCACCACCGCUCACUGUGAACAGCAUCGUUAUUCUCAAUCGAUACGAGUGGAGCAUUCUGUCGAAUGACGUGGAAGCAUCCUCAUCGAUUAAAUGGGUGGAAAAAGGAAGAAAAUGCAAUUCCUUUGGUUGAAAUUUCCAAAAGAAACCUUGAAAUCGAUGUUACUUCAGCUGUCGUGUCUUUAUUUGAUGUGUGAUGUGGGUGGGUGGGGAAUUAAAAUUUAUUUUUGUGGAA
Molecule: messenger RNA, 2939 nt
Organism: Neoarius graeffei (lesser salmon catfish)
Lineage: Eukaryota; Metazoa; Chordata; Actinopteri; Siluriformes; Ariidae
Gene: dhrsx
Product: dehydrogenase/reductase (SDR family) X-linked
Exons: 7
Coding region: 100-1080 (326 amino acids)
Molecular function (GO): oxidoreductase activity
Source: RefSeq, a predicted model, not a curated record